Messenger RNA from Electrophorus electricus (electric eel), 945 nucleotides. It is a transcript of the gene tacr2, whose product is annotated as tachykinin receptor 2. The record is from RefSeq and is a predicted model, not a curated record. NCBI's taxonomy places the organism in Eukaryota, Metazoa, Chordata, Actinopteri, Gymnotiformes, Gymnotidae. Gene Ontology annotation, cellular component: sperm midpiece; plasma membrane. Gene Ontology annotation, biological process: G protein-coupled receptor signaling pathway; positive regulation of flagellated sperm motility. Gene Ontology annotation, molecular function: substance K receptor activity.
AUGGAUACAACUUUGGACCCGCUAUCAUCCUCAUAUGUACUUUACGAUGAAGAUGAUGGAAACGAAACCUCCAUCAAUCUUUUUGAACAACCGGACUGGCAAGUGGCGCUGUGGGCGAUUGCGUACUCAUUAAUUGUUAUUGUUUCCAUCAUUGGUAAUGUCACAGUAAUCUGGAUCAUCCUGGCGCACAAACGAAUGAGGACAGUAACUAACUAUUUUAUUGUGAACCUCGCCUUCUCUGAUGCAUCAAUGGCCACAUUUAACACUGUCUUCAAUUUUGUGUAUGCUAUACAUAACGACUGGUACUUUGGUUUGGGAUACUGUAAAUUUCAAAACUUUUUCCCCAUAACAGCCGUGUUUUCAAGCAUAUAUUCCAUGGCAGCUAUUGCAAUUGACAGAUACAUGGCCAUUAUCCACCCUUUGAAAUCAAGGCUGUCCUCCACUACCACUAAAAUAGUGAUCAGUGUGAUCUGGGCAGUGGCUUUCAUCCUGGCCUUCCCUCAAUGUUUCUACUCCAGCACCAACGUCUACUCCCACCGCACGGUCUGCAUGGUGGAAUGGCCCGAUGACUACGGGGGAAAGCACCAGCUCUCGUAUCAGAUAGCCGUCAUUAUCCUGAUCUACAUGCUCCCCCUGCUGGUGAUGCUGGUGACAUACAGUCUGGUGGGCCAGCGUUUAUGGGGCAGCAAGAUCCCUGGUGAAGCGUCAGACCACUACCAGAACCAGAUCCAGGCAAAGCGCAAGGUGGUGAAGAUGAUGAUAGUUGUGGUGAUGACCUUUGCUGUAUGCUGGCUGCCCUACCAUAUCUACUUCAUACUGGGCAGCUUCAAGAAUGAUAUAUACAACCAGCAGUACAUCCAGCAGGUCUACUUGGCCAUCUUCUGGCUGGCUAUGAGUUCCAACAUGUACAACCCCAUUAUUUACUGCUGUCUGAACCAAAGGUAA